AUGGCUCUCUUGUGGGACGUCCUGGAGGUACUCACAGGGUUCGCUGCUGGCGCCAUCGGCGCCAUCGGUCCCAAAGCGGUCGUCACGAUCAUGGUUAUGUCCGCCUCAAUGUGGUUGUGGCGCUACAGUGCCUCCGGGUCUACGACAAGGACAGAACGGGCGCACAUGUCCAUUCUGCAGGAGCUCUUGGGACUCAUGGUGGAGGUCCGCCUUCAGGUUGCAUGUGAGCAUGAAGCCACGCGCGACUCGCUGCGCUUUCAAGAUAUGCAAGCCAGAAUUCAAGCUGUGAUCAACAAAGUCAUGGCGAACGGCUUGCUGACGGAGAAGAUGGCGAUCAGGCUGGAGGCGGUGCAUGCGGGGUUAGCCAAGACCUCGGUGAACCUUCGCAAGGAGAUGGUGGAGGCCAUUGACCUCUACCUGAAGGAGCUCAAGAAGGACGUGAACAACCAGACGGAGUCCACGGCCAAGACGCUCAUGGGGGAGAUCGCCAAGGGGGUGGCAAAAGGGCUGGAGAAGCUGGGGUGCAAAGACAAGUUCAACGAGGUCUUGCGCGAAGUCUGCAAGACCUACGACAAGAUGAUCAAGGAGCACCGCGAAACGCGGGACCUGCUGGCGUGGGUCCAACAAGAGGUGGGGCAGAUCAACAAGUCGGCGGAUCACCUACCCGACCGGCUGGUCAUCCUACGUGACAAGCUUGACGAGGUGAUCCACAAUGUGGACCAAGUCCGGCAGGCCGUUGAAGCAAUGGCCCCUGCAAACCGCGGAGAUGGUGCCAGCGGCGGGAAUUCACCACCACCGGCAGGAGGUCAAGGACAGCAGGGUCCUUGGACGCCUCCGCCACAGCCCGCUCCUACGGACCCGACACAAGGCCCAACUUUGCUGCACCUGGACUCGCAACUCCCGAUGACUAUGCCGAGACAAAUGCCGGCCCUGACGCCAGUGACCUUGCCGGACGGUAGAGUUCUCUGCAUCCCCAGAAGCGUCAUUGCACAGCUUGUAGGAGGUGGCGUGUAA
Molecule: messenger RNA, 1014 nt
Organism: Symbiodinium sp. CCMP2456
Lineage: Eukaryota; Dinophyceae; Suessiales; Symbiodiniaceae
Source: the annotation of a GenBank genome assembly